This is a messenger RNA of Cercospora beticola, 1494 nucleotides long. RefSeq names its product Vps75p (gene VPS75). Gene Ontology annotation, biological process: nucleosome assembly. Lineage: Eukaryota; Fungi; Ascomycota; Dothideomycetes; Mycosphaerellales; Mycosphaerellaceae. Gene Ontology annotation, molecular function: histone binding; chromatin binding. The record is from RefSeq and is a predicted model, not a curated record. Gene Ontology annotation, cellular component: chromatin; nucleus.
CGGCGUGUCGCUGUCACUCGUACACGCUGCCACAGCCAUGUCGCUCAGUAACAGUAACGACUCGUCGUCAGUUGCGCAAACUCGGAGCACAGGAAGCAGGAGGCCGAGGCGGUGACUUCACACUUUGACGUCGCUGCCGUCCGAGCUCAAUUCAGGGUCCAUGCUUGGAAAGACAAAAAAUGUUGAGCGACAUUUCAAACCAUUCCUCCUCCCAAACUCUUCUACAUACCUCCUACUACAAUAACUUAUCCAAUUGGUUACACAACUCACCAUGGCCGAAAACGAAGAAAUCUCCCAAGUCACCUACGAGGAGCUCGCCUCCAUCGAGAGCGAGUUCGAAGAAAUCGACAAUGAAAUCAUGAAAAAGCAAUACGAACUCAGCAAAGCCGCCUACAGCAAACGCGCCACCGCAAUCACCAAAAUCCCCAACUUCUGGCCCCUCGUAAUCGAAGCCUCCCCACCCGAAAUCGACGGCUUCGUCCACCCUCAAGACUCCAAAAUCUUCGCCGAAAGCCUCACCAACAUCUCCGUCUCCCGUCACGAACUCGACUCCACUCCACAAGGCCACCCACGUUCCGUCACUAUCACUUUCGAAUUCAAAGAAAACGACGCAUUCGAGAACAAAGUCCUAGAGAAGAAAUUCUGGUAUCGUCGCGCAAGUGACGGCUGGGUAGGACUCGUUUCCGAACCCGUAAAAAUCACCUGGAAAAAAGGUCAAGAUUUGACUGAAGGGUUGACGGAUGCUGCUGUCGCAUUAUUCGAAGCGAGGAAGAAGACGGGGGAUUUGACGAAUAAGGGAUUGCCCGAGUAUACUGCUUUGAAGAAGAAAUUGGAGCAUUCGAAUGGACAGAAUACUUCUUUUUUCAGCUGGUUUGGAUUUGUGAGUAGUCGACGAUGGGUCAGCGCUGAGGAGGCGGAGAAAGCGGAGAAAGAGCAUCAGGCGAGAUUGGAGAAGAGGAAGAAGGGGGAGAAGGUUGAGAUGCCUGAGGAAGAAGAGGAUGAUGAUGAGGAGGAGAUGUAUGGUGAUCAGGCUGUGGAGGUGUUUGAUAAUGGGGAUGAUUUGGCUACGACUUUGGCGGAGGAGAUUUGGCCUAAUGCGAUCAAGUAUUUCACGCAGGCGCAAGAGAUGGAUGAUGCGGAGUUGUCUGAGAUGGAUUUUGAGGAUAUGGAUGAGGACGAUGAGGAGGGGGAUGAUCAGCCUGUGGAUAUCAGAGCGCUUGUUGGGGAUAAGGGUGGUAAGGGUAAGCGACAGAGCGAUGUUGGUCCUCCGGCCAAGAAACAAAAGAAGUAAACGAGAAGUUGCCCAGGUUCAGCAGGAAGGUAGAUCGAAGGAAAGCUGUCAGGCGAAGUCAGGAUAGAUAGCUUAUUAGCGAAGGAGAAAGCUCCAGCUAUGCUUCCUCGACAGGAGUGGAGAUCUGGAGCGUGCAAUGAGAAUAGCAUACUGUGCAUACCCACUCCUAUUGUAACGUGACGCGACUUCUAUCUUGAACAACG